AAUCAUGAAGGUGGUAGGAGUCAUCGGAGCCGGAGCAUCAGGUCUCUGUGCUACUCGGCACAUCCUGGCCUCAGAGGAGCUAACCCCAAUCGUAUGGGAACAGUCGUCACAGAUAGGGGGUGCGUGGAGGGUCUCCAAAGAGGUUGGGACAGACAGCAGAGGCUUUCCUGUACACUCGAGCAUGUAUGAGAGUCUGAGGACAAAUUUGCCAAAAUUGAUCAUGAAAUUCCCAGAUUUUGAAUUUCCAAGUACGGUAGAAUCCUUUGCACAUCACACAGCCGUUCUCAAAUACCUGGAAGAUUAUGCUGAUCAUUUCAAGCUUCAUCCAUAUAUUAAACUUGGCCACCAUGUAGAGAAUGUGGCUGUAGUGGAGAGUGACGAAGGGCCUCCGUCCUGGGCUGUUACAGUGAAAGAUCUGUCAACGGGUGUAGUCAGCACUGUCACAUGUGAUGCCCUGCUUAUAUGUAAUGGGCACUUCUCCACGCCUCAAAAGCCACAUAUUGAAGGGAUUGAGGAUUUCAAGGGUCAACAGGUUCACAGCCAUGACUAUCGUGAACCGUCACCAUACACAGAUUCUAAAGUUAUAAUCCUUGGUGCUGGGGCCUCUGGGCUGGAUAUAUUAAUGGAAGUAUCUACUGUUGCAAAGGAGGUACUUCUUUCUCACAACCUCCCAGUUCCCUUCCCUUCUGAGUUCCCUCCAAAUGUCAAACAAGGUUCAGGCAUAGUGAAAGCUGUGGAAAAUGGGUUUUAUCUUAAAGAUGGUAGUUUCCAAGAAGCAGAUGCCUUACUAUACUGCACUGGCUAUAAAUAUACCUUCCCAUUUCUUGAGGAUAAAUGUGACAUCACUUUUGAGAAUGAUUAUGUGAAGCCAUUGUACAAGCAAAUCAUCAAUGCUUCCUUUCCCACAAUGGGGUUUAUAGGACUCCCAUCUCGUAUCAUUGCCUUCCCACUCUUUAACUACCAGGUACAAUACUUCCUCGCAACGUUAACAGGGAAAACUCCUCUACCAAGGACAGCUGAAAUGAAAUCAGAGAUUGAAGCCUAUGCUGAAGAGAGGAAGAACCAGGGAUGGAAAGAAAGCCAGUACCACAUCCUGCAGAAUGACCAAUUCCAAUACAUGGAAGACCUAGCAACUCUGGCAGGCGUGGAAUUGCCUUCACCACACCUGAAAAAGAUCUGGGGAGUGGUAAUUCCGCGUGUGUUUUUCUCCUUUCCAAUCUUCAAGUCCUACGAGUAUUCCGUUGGAGAAGAUGGGGCAUUAGUUGAGAAGUGGGAGGGCAAGGUGGUCAGCACAUCCUGGGACCUUACAAUACUUAUGGCAAAACAGACAUUCCGGCUCCUGUGGCGCAAUUUUCCAAAAGUUACAUAUAUUCUGGGCUCUGCAAUUCUUAGGAAAUUAAAGGGUUUUGUUGGAUUGUGAGGUUUCUAACAUAUCAGACGAAUGGUUAAGUUGUGUAGACCAAAUCCUAACUAAAUCCCGUAAACAAGCCGAGAAACCACAAUUGCACACCGUUACCGCGAACAAGAAAAACAG
Molecule: messenger RNA, 1534 nt
Organism: Penaeus vannamei (Pacific white shrimp)
Lineage: Eukaryota; Metazoa; Arthropoda; Malacostraca; Decapoda; Penaeidae
Source: RefSeq, a predicted model, not a curated record